Bradysia coprophila is the source of this 1788-nucleotide messenger RNA. Its product is annotated as zinc carboxypeptidase-like. Lineage: Eukaryota; Metazoa; Arthropoda; Insecta; Diptera; Sciaridae. Gene Ontology annotation, molecular function: zinc ion binding; metallocarboxypeptidase activity. Gene Ontology annotation, biological process: proteolysis. The record is from RefSeq and is a predicted model, not a curated record.
GUUUGUGUUUACAAUUAUUUUAGUUAUAAAUAAGCGAUACAUCUUACACAUAUUGUUGAUCUCGGCAAAAGUUCUUAUCGAUUUAAUCUGCUUAUCUUUUGAGUUUGGAUCGGAACGGAAUAGUGUUAAAAAGAUAAUAUUUCGGUUCAUUUUCACUAAAUUAAUUUAUUCCUUUUCGUGAAUUUCACGGAAUUUCGAUGCAAGUUCAACUGUCGCUUUUGUCUAGAUAAUCGGGAAAAAAUAUGCGGCUUCGAGAAAAUCGUCACUGCUGGAUCCGAAUUAUAUUGGUUCUUGGUAUUGUGAAAGGCGAAAAAAUUCGAUAUGACAGACACAAGUUGUAUGAAAUUAGUCUGGCAUCAGACAUGUCUUUAAGGGUGAAACGUGAAAUUGAUAGACACAUAGCACUAGACCAGAAGCAAAGUGAACAAAAUUUAAAUGUAACACUUUUGGUUGAACCGCAUGAAGUACCGAGAUUCGAGAGCCUACUCGCCAGUAACAAUAUAUCACAUGAAGAACUGAAUGUCAACUUACAAGAUAUGAUCGAUGUUGAGUUGAAAAGCAUCAAACCGCUAAAUACGUUGGCAAUCGAUUUCGGAUGGAAACAUUUCUAUCAACUUGAAACGAUUUACGCAUGGCUCGAUUAUUUGGCCGAAAAAUACAGCGACCUGAUUACACCACUGGACAUUGGAAUGAGUUUUGAAGGGCGACCGUUGAAAGGAGUAAGGCUGUCCUAUAAAGCCGAUAAUCCUACCGUUUUCAUCGAAGCUGGAAUACAUGCCAAAGAAUGGAUUGGUCCAGCAACAGCUACUUUUAUAUUAAAUCAGCUCCUUACGUCGACUGAUACCAAAGUCAAACAUAUUGCUCGUAAUUUCAACUGGAUUGUUUUUCCGGUGUUCAAUCCAGACGGAUACAAAUACACCUUUGAUGUGAACAGAUUGUGGCGUAAAAGUCGCGAACCAUUUGGGUCGUGUUUCGGCGUUGAUUUAAAUCGAAAUUGGAAUGCCUCGUGGAGCGCAACGAGAGGAAGUUCUGAGGAACCUUGUGGAUGGAACUAUCCUGGACCAUAUGCGUUCAGUGCGCCAGAAACGAGAAAGUUUGCUGAGUACCUCCGGAAGAACGUCAACUCACAACGGAUCGAAACUUACUUGAGCUUUCAUUCUGCCGCAAAAAAGCUCUUAUUUCCCUUCGCAGGCAGAAGUUCUCGGCCACCAAACAGCAAAGAUUUGUAUCAAAUUGGAGAAAAAGCGAUCGAUGCGCUUGCUAAGUCGAAUGGGACACAGUUCGAAAUGGGGAACGCUUUCGAAACAAUGUACGAAGCGCCAGGAACAAGUAUAGAUUGGGUUUACGGUGAAUUGAACGUUUCGAUAGUGUAUGCGUACGAGCUACGGCGGUCAGAAAGGGAAUUGUCAAAUUUUCAGGAUAGAUUUCUUUUGCCAGCCGAUCAAAUUGAGCCAGCUGGUUGGGAGACGCUUGAUAGCAUCGUGGCGCUGCUCAGUGAAGCCAAGGCUCUCGGCUACUAUAAAUCGACAUGUUGUUCUUGUCGAUCACGUGCUGUGAUAUAUUACUCCAUUGGAUUUGUUGUUUUGCUGGUUGUCAUUCUCAUCACCAGUCUUUACUUUGUCAGAAAGUACAAAUUGUGUUGCAAGGAUUACAAAGAAGAUCGAAUUCUACUCUUUCACGCAAAAGUGUAACAUUUUUACAGUCGAAUCGUAUAAGAGAUCAAAUAAAUAAUCGAGUUCGAGCCCGUUCGAUUCGGGCUUGUACCAACGAUCCUAACUUUAGUUUCGA